UGUAAACUUGGCAAUGUUCAACACACGUUCUAAUGGCUGCUUGCUGACACAUUCGCCGUUAGGGAAAUUAGUAGGGAAAUUUUCGAUUUUUUGAUAAUUUACCUGACUGUCAUAAAACUUAUCCGAGAUGCCGGUUGCUGACAAUGAAGUGAAAUCCAGCUGGGCUGAUGAUGUUGAGGAUAUCGAUGGACUCGGUUUACCUCCAAACACGGAAGAAUACAAAAAUGGAUUGAAAAUUAUCACAGAAUAUGGCCUUGAUGAUGAUAAUAGAAAGUUUAAAGUGGUUCGCACUUAUAAAAUAGAAAAGAGGUAUGUGGCCAAAGCCAUUGCGCAGCGAAAAAGUUGGCCAAAGUUUGGUCUUUCUAAAGAGGAUAAGCCUGGUCCAAAUCCUGCAACCACAAUCGUGUCAGAAGAUGUGUCAAUGCAGUUUAUCACAAAUAAAGAAGAUCCUGAUAAUAAAGAAGAUGAUCCUCUUAUGAAGCUGAAAAGCAUGCAAAAAGGUGUUGUUAAGUGCCGUAUUUGUAAAGAGGACCAUUGGACAACACAGUGUCCUUACAAGGACACCCUUUUACCUGUCCAAGAAGCACUCAAUAAGGCUGAAGAAAAGAAAGUUGGUCCUCCACCGGCUGCAGCUGCAGCGGGAGGUCCUCAAGCUAAAGGUGGUAAAGAAGGAAGCGCAUAUGUUGCGCCUGCUCUCCGUGAUGGAGGCAACAGAAAGGGAGAAACCAUGGCAAUGGGACGACGAACUGACGAAGGCUGCACUGUUCGAGUAACCAAUCUUUCCGAAAACGCACGUGAUUCCGAUCUUAAUGAUUUGUUCGGUAAGAUUGGCGAAAUCUCACGCAUUUUCCUCUCGAAGGACAAAAAUACCGGGCAAUCUAGAGGCUUCGCCUUCGUCAGUUACAAACGAAAAGAGGACGCCGAGCGAGCCAUCAAGACCCUCAACGGUUUCGGUUACGAUCAUCUUAUCCUGACUGUCGAAUGGUCAAAGCCAUCAGGAACACAAUGAAAAAAAUUCUAGAAUUCCUUUCCAAAAAUUGGAUAUUUCAAUCAUUUAAAGGGUUAAAGAAAAAUACACGCAAAUGGAUUCCGA
Messenger RNA from Daphnia magna, 1093 nucleotides. RefSeq names its product eukaryotic translation initiation factor 3 subunit G. NCBI's taxonomy places the organism in Eukaryota, Metazoa, Arthropoda, Branchiopoda, Diplostraca, Daphniidae. Gene Ontology annotation, molecular function: translation initiation factor activity; RNA binding. Gene Ontology annotation, cellular component: cytoplasm; eukaryotic translation initiation factor 3 complex. The coding region runs from base 128 to 1009 and encodes 293 amino acids. The transcript is spliced from 8 exons. The record is from RefSeq and is a predicted model, not a curated record.